AUGGCGGAGGACAAAAACGGCGGACGUCUGAGCGGAGAAGAGAGUGAAUACUCGUCGGAGGACGAAGGUACGGAGGACUACAGGAGAGGAGGCUACCAUGCGGUUCGAGUCGGUGACACUUUUAAGAAUGGAGCUUAUGUCAUUCAGAGUAAGCUUGGCUGGGGACAUUUCUCUACUGUCUGGCUUGCCUGGGACACGCACGGAUCGCGUUAUGUAGCUUUGAAAGUCCAGAAGAGCGCUCAACACUACACAGAGGCAGCCAUGGAUGAGAUAAAGAUCCUGAAACAGAUUGCUGAAGGCGACCCGGGUGAUAAGAAAUGUGUUGUAAAGCUACUCGAUCAUUUCAAGCAUUCCGGUCCUAAUGGGAAACAUGUUUGUAUGGUCUUCGAGUACUUGGGAGAUAACCUCUUGUCCCUUAUCAAGUACAGCGAUUACAGAGGGGUCCCACUCCACAUGGUUAAAGAGCUCUGUUUUCAUGUUUUGGUUGGGUUGGAUUAUCUUCACCGUGAGCUCUCUAUUAUUCAUACUGAUCUGAAGCCAGAGAACGUUUUGCUUUGCUCUACUAUUGAUCCAUCAAGAGAUGCUCGGAGAUCAGGUGUUCCACUUGUUCUGCCAACCACCAAGGACAAAAUUGUUUCUGACUCAGCAUCUAAAACUGAAACUAAGAGUUAUAUGUACAAUGGGGAUUUAACAAAGAAUCAGAAAAAGAAGAUUCGUAAGAAAGCUAAGAAGGUGGUAGAUCAAGGUUGUGGUGUAGAGGAAGCUUCAAAAGAAAAUGAAAGAGAUUGCAACUCUGAAGCAAGAACAAAUGGCAAUUACACAGUGGAGAGAUCAGAAGGAAGUUCCACAAGAUUAGUGGAUCAUGAAGAUGUCAGAGAGAAGGUUAACAAAAAGAGCAGUCAGGGUAAUAGGAGAGGAAGCUGGUCCACAAGACUGAAACUACUGGGUGAUAUAGAUAGCCAAUGCAAAUUAGUGGAUUUUGGGAAUGCUUGUUGGACGUAUAAACAGUUCACAAGCGAUAUUCAGACAAGGCAGUACCGAUGUCCGGAGGUUGUUCUUGGAUCAAAAUACUCAACCUCUGCAGAUAUGUGGUCAUUUGCUUGUAUAUGUUUCGAACUGGCCACAGGAGAUGUCCUUUUCGACCCUCACAGUGGUGAUAACUACGACCGGGAUGAGGAUCACCUUGCAUUGAUGAUGGAGCUUCUCGGGAUGAUGCCACGAAAGAUUGCAUUAGGUGGUCGAUACUCGCGGGAUUUCUUCAACCGACAGGGUGAACUAAGGCACAUCAGGCAGUUGCGAUUUUGGCCAAUCAGUAAAGUCUUAAAGGAGAAGUAUGAUUUCAGCGAGCAGAAUGCAAACGCUAUGGCAGAUUUCUUAAACCCUAUUCUUGAAUUCGUGCCUGAAAAAAGACCGACAGCCGCGCAAUGCCUAACACACCCAUGGAUUGAUCCAGGCCCAAGAUUGUUGGAACCGUCAUUGAAACUGCAACAACCAAGUGGAGAAAAAGAAGCUGCAGCAAAUGAGAACAGAGAAAAAGAGAAGGACGAAAGAGAGGCAAUGGAGGCUAGUUUGGGGAAUAUCGCCAUUGAUGGCUCCGAACAGAAGGUGGCAACGAGGGGAGGACGUCAAUGCAGUCGGGAUAUUUGCAUGUAA
This is a messenger RNA of Arabis nemorensis, 1653 nucleotides long. NCBI's taxonomy places the organism in Eukaryota, Viridiplantae, Streptophyta, Magnoliopsida, Brassicales, Brassicaceae. The record is from the annotation of a GenBank genome assembly.